GGAGUGGACGGUUCCAGGCCAUGCUAAUGAGGGGCUGGUCGCCGCCGCCCAUUGGCCGGCCGCGGAGUGUCGGUGAAGUCAGCUCGGAGUAGCAGAAAAACAGAGCGGGGCUGACUGCAGCGUGGAGCGCGAGCCGGAGCUGGACGCGCGCAGCCCUUGCCGGGGGACCCGCGAGGAGUUGGCAUCCAUUGGAAGAAUCUGAGACCCUCUCGGCCCAGAGCUCCAGGACCAAUGCGUCUUCUGACCUCCUUAAAAUACUGAGCCAUCCGGAGCCACAGCUGUAGAAGACUUGCCCAUCGCCAGCAUGAGCUCUGAAUGUGAUGUUGGAAGCUCUAAAGCCGUUGUGAAUGGCUUGGCACCUGGCAGCCAUGGGCCAGACAAAGCCACUGCCGACCCUUUGUGUGCCCGCUCUAUUUCUGCUGUUAAAAUAAUUCCAGUGAAGACAGUGAAAAGCCCUUCAGGCCUAGCUCUCCCUCCAGACAUGGACCCUACAAAAAUCUGCACCGGGAAAGGAGCAGUGACUCUCCGGGCCUCGUCUUCCUACAGGGAAACCCCAAGCAGCAGCCCCGUGAGCCCCCAGGAGUCUCCGAAGCAUGAAAACAAGUCAGGCCUGGAGCCAGAGGACCCUUCAGCAGAUGAGUGGAAACUUUCUUCCAGUGCUGAUGCCAAUGGCAACGCCCAGCCCUCCCCACUUGCUGCCAAGGGCUAUAGAAGUGUACAUCCCAGCCUUUCUGCUGACAAGCUCCAGGGCAGUCCUUUACUAAACGAAGUUUCUUCUUCCCAUAUUGAAACUGAUUCUCAAGCCUUCCCUGCGACCAGCAAACCGUCCUCGGCCUACCCCUCCACCACAAUCGUCAAUCCCACCAUAGUGCUCUUGCAGCACAACCGAGAUCCUGCCUCAGAGAGAAGAGUGGGUGAGCAGGACUCAGUGCCAACCGCGGCAGAACUCACCUCGCCCAGCAGGGCUGCUGAAAGGAGAGUGAAGGAUGACAGUAGGCGGGUGGUGAAGAGCGCACAGGACCUAAGCAAUGUGUCUAUGGAUGAAGUGGGCAUCCCACUGCGGAAUACCGAGAGAUCCAAAGACUGGUACAAAACCAUGUUUAAACAGAUCCACAAGCUGAACAGAGAUGAUGAUUCUGAUCUGCACUCUCCUCGAUACUCCUUUUCCGACGAUACCAAGUCUCCCCUCUCUGUGCCUCGCUCAAAGAGUGAGAUGAACUACAUCGACGGAGAGAAAGUAGUUAAGAGGUCGGCCACACUCCCCCUCCCGGCCCGCUCAUCCUCACUCAAGUCCAGCCCAGAGAGAAAUGACUGGGAGCCCCCGGAUAAGAAAGUGGACACGAGAAAAUACCGAGCGGAGCCCAAAAGCAUUUAUGACUAUCAGCCGGGCAAGUCUUCCGUUCUGACCAAUGAGAAGAUGAGUCGGGAUAUAAGCCCAGAAGAGAUAGAUUUAAAGAAUGAACCUUGGUAUAAAUUCUUUUCGGAAUUGGAGUUUGGGAAACCGCCUCCCAAAAAGAUAUGGGACUAUACUCCUGGAGACUGCUCUAUCCUUCCUAGAGAGGCUAGAAAGACUAAUCUAGAAAAAGAUCUCAACUUCUGCCAAGCAGAGUUAGAGGCAGAUUUAGAGAAAGUGGAGACGGUUACUAAGUCACCCAGUGCAAACUCGCCACAGAGCUCAGCAGUCAGCCCGACUCCAGACAUUACAUCAGAGCCUCCUGGAUAUAUCUAUUCUUCCAACUUCCAUGCAGUGAAGAGAGACUCAGAUGGGACCCCCGGGGGUCUCGCUAGCUUGGAGAAUGAGAGGCAGAUUUAUAAAAGUGUCUUGGAAGGUGGCGACAUCCCUCUUCAGGGCCUGAGUGGGCUCAAACGACCCUCCAGCUCAGCUUCCACUAAAGUGGAUCGUAAAGGCGGGAAUGCUCACAUGAUUUCUUCAUCAUCAGUUCAUAGCCGAACGUUUCACACUAGCAAUGCUCUAGGCCCUGGGUGUAAGCACAAGAAACCCCUGUCCGCUGCGAAAGCCUGCAUUUCGGAGAUCCUUCCUUCUAAAUUCAAACCCAGGCUCUCCGCUCCCAGCGCCCUUUUGCAGGAACAGAAGAGUGUCCUGUUGCCUUCGGAGAAGGCUCAGAGCUGUGAGAACCUUUGUGUCUCUUUGAAUGAUUCCAAAAGAGGCCUCCCUCUCCGAGUUGGGGGCAGCAUUGAGAACCUGCUCAUGCGCUCCCGGCGGGAUUAUGACAGCAGGUCCAGCAGCACCAUGAGCCUGCAGGAGUACGGCACAAGCGCCAGAAGGUCCUGCCCUCUCUCCAGAAAGGCCGGACUGCAUUUCUCCAUGUUCUACCGGGACAUGCACCAGAUCAACCGAGCUGGCCUCUCCUUAGGCUCCAUCUCUUCCUCGAGUGUGCGGGAUCUUGCCUCUCACUUUGAAAGGAGCAGCCUGGCGUUAGCCAGGGGUGAGCUGGGCGCUAGCCAAGAGGGCUCGGAGCAUAUCCCCAAGCACACCGUGUCCUCCCGUGUCACGGCUUUUGAGCAGCUCAUUCAGCGGUCCCGGUCCAUGCCAUCCCUGGACUUUUCUGGCAGGCUGAGCAAGUCCCCGACACCUGUGCUGUCUAGGAGUGGCCUGACCUCAGCUCGUUCAGCCGAGUCCCUCCUUGAGUCUACCAAGCUCUGUCCCAGAGAGAUGGAUGUGAUGGACUCUGGAGGGGUCUAUGCGUCCCCCACAUGUAGCAAUAUGGCAGACCAUGCCUUGAGUUUCCGGAGCCUCGUGCCUUCUGAGCCUCUUUCCAUGUGCUCGGAUGAGCUGGACCACUGUUCAAAUGCUUCAAAUGACAGCCGCGACGGCAGCGCGGGCAGCGUUCAUGGAGACUUCCCCAAACAUCGCCUCAACAAAUGCAAGGGCACCUGCCCGGCCUCGUACACCCGGUUCACCACUAUCCGGAAGCAUGAGCAGCAGUCCUCCAGGCAGCCCGACUGGCGCUCGGAUGCCAGGGGGGACAGGAACAGUCUCCUCAGAAACAUCUACCUGAUGAGCCCCCUCCCUUUCCGAUUGAAAAAGCCCCUCCAACAGCACCCCAGACAGUCUCCCCCCAAUGACUCCUCAGGGUCCCCUGCUGGCGAGAAGGCAGACCUUCCCUAUCAGGCCUCUCAGGACCAUCCCCACUCUGCGGGGAAACCCGUGGUUCCCACCCGCCUGUCUUCCCGACACGCCAUGGCGAGGCUUAGCCACAACUCGGAACCCCCUCAGGAUAUAUCCACAGGCCUGGAGGAUUGCACAAGGGCAUUUAAUAACGGGAACCCUGUACCCUACUCAGACCAUGCCUUGGACAGGAACAACAAUCCACCAAGUGAACUGGCAGCGGCCCAAGGAGAUUCAGAGUCGCCAAGACACUUUAUACCAGCUGAUUACUUGGAGUCCACAGAAGAAUUUAUCCGGAGAAGGCACGAUGAUAAAGAGAAGCUUUUAGCGGACCAGAGACGACUUAAGCGCGAGCAAGAGGAGGCGGAUAUUGCAGCUCGCCGUCACACAGGUGUCAUCCCGACUCGCCAUCAGUUUAUCACUAAUGAGCGCUUUGGGGACCUCCUCAAUAUAGAUGAUACUGCCAAAAGGAAAUCUGGGUUAGAGAUGAGACCUGCCCGAGCCAAAUUUGACUUUAAAGCUCAGACACUGAAGGAACUGCCUCUGCAGAAAGGAGACAUUGUUUACAUCUACCGACAGAUUGAUCAGAACUGGUACGAAGGUGAACACCAUGGCCGGGUGGGAAUCUUCCCACGCACCUACAUUGAGCUUCUCCCUCCAGCUGAGAAGGCUCAGCCCAGAAAGUUGGCUCCUGUGCAGGUUUUGGACUAUGGAGAAGCCAUUGCAAAGUUUAACUUUAAUGGUGACACACAAGUAGAAAUGUCCUUCCGAAAGGGGGAGAGGAUCACGCUGCUCCGACGGGUGGAUGAAAACUGGUACGAAGGCAGGAUUCCCGGGACAUCCCGCCAAGGCAUCUUCCCUAUCACUUAUGUAGACGUACUUAAGAGGCCGCUGGUGAAAAACCCUGUGGAUUACAUCGACCUGCCUUAUUCUUCUUCCCCAAGUCGCAGUGCCACUGCAAGCCCACAGUAUACUAGUCACAGCAAGCUCAUCAUGCCAGCCCCUUCAUCUCUACCCCACCCCCGCCGAGCCCUGUCCCCUGAGAUGCACGCCAUCACCUCCGAGUGGAUCUCGCUGACUGUUGGGGUCCCGGGCAGGCGUUCUCUGGCCAUGACACCGCCCCUGCCUCCUCUGCCUGAGGCUUCUGUCUAUGACAUGGACCACUUGGCAUUGUCAGCGAGGGCCCGUCCCUCUUUGCCACUCAGCCUCCCCUAUUCAAGUCGGUCAGAUCACUCCACCCUGCGCUCAGUGGUUUCCCCUCUGGCCCUGCCUCCACCCCACAAAGCCUACUCACUGGCACCCAGUGCCCAGGCUCCUCUUCACGUCAAUGGAGAUGGUGGUAUUCACAGUCACCAAGAUGGCUUCUCCCAGCCACCACUUGGGAACUCUGAUAGGGUCAUCUCCGAGCUUAGUGAUGCCUUUAGCAGCCAGAGCAAGAAACAGCCCUGGCGAGAAGAUGGGCCAUAUGAGAGAAAAGCAGAGAGUGAGGCAGGUGAGAGAUGCCCUGGUGGACCCAAGAUCUCUAAGAAGAGCUGCUUGAAACCUUCAGACGUGGUCAGGUGCCUGAGUUCUGAGCAGAGACUCCCAGAGCUCCACACUCCUGAGGACAGCCAGUCCUGCAGGCCUCUGGGUAGCCCUUCUCCAGCGUGGGAGGCUGGGCCAUCAGAGCUGUACAGAGGUGUCGAGGCUGACAGGAAGGCUGCUCAGAGUGGUGUGAGCCAGCCUUCUCAUCACUCAUUGAGCGCAGGACCUGAUCUCACAGAAUCUGAAAAGAACUAUGUGGAAGCGGUUUGCAAUGAGAUCAUAAACAUUGCCGAGAAAUCCGUUCAUUACUGCAGCACUGUCUCUCAUCCCCUUGACUUCCAUCACAAGGUACCCCCUUCUGACAAUAAAUCAUCUUUAAUCAUUUCUCAGCAACCUCAAGCCCAGCAGCGAAGAGUCUCCACAGAUAGGAGUCAGCCCUCACAGGAUUUAUGUAGCUACCAAGCGUUAUACAGUUAUGUGCCCCAGAACGAUGAUGAAUUGGAACUCCGAGAUGGAGAUAUUGUUGAUGUCAUGGAAAAAUGUGAUGACGGAUGGUUUGUUGGCACUUCGAGAAGGACGAGGCAGUUUGGUACUUUUCCCGGCAACUAUGUAAAACCUUUAUAUCUAUAAGAAGACUGAAAUGCACAGAGAUUAUUUUUAUCAGAGGAUGAAGCAUCAUUCAUGAACUGGUCUCUUUAUCUAAAUAUUGAAUCAGAAGGAAACUAAUGCAGUUGGUAAAGGAAGAAAUCGAAGAGAAGAACAAGGAAGUGUGCUGAAAACCCAUGGUGGAUCAGGGCUUAACUGUGUGCUGAGGAAAUCAGUAUUUACAAGGCUGCUUCUGAGAGCUGCUCCAGCCCCCACCACUUGGAUAAUCUGAUCUGGAGUAGUGUCUAUAAGCAGCAUUAGCCAAAACAUGUGCCCAGUCUUUACCCACUCCCAUUUCAAAGAUAGGUCAGUCCUCAGCCAUGUUCCACAGGUCCCAAGCAUGAGCAUCAUUGACAACCCCUGCUUCUAUCCCUGGCUGUCCCAGAGCCAGCAGACCCCAAGUGCUGCGAGAGGCUGGUCUGCCUUGCUGAGGUUUUCCUUCAGCACUGUGAUUUGAUGAGAUCGGGGUGAAGAAACUGAGGCAGACCAGGCCCCUGGUGCCAGCCAGCUGGAUACAUUGCUCUUUACUGCCCUGAUACUCAGACAGAAAAUCAUGCCAUGUUUGUCCCGAGCUUGGGGAGCAGGUGGCCAGGCAGAUGGGGUUACAUUCCUGUUUCCACGUGACUAAGCCAGUCUCCUUGGGGCUCCAGAGGUCACUUGGAGUGUGCUUCUUCCCCCAUCACCAUCACUGGCUGGGCAGGGGUGGCAGUGCCUUUCU
This is a messenger RNA of Acomys russatus (golden spiny mouse), 6017 nucleotides long. RefSeq names its product sorbin and SH3 domain containing 1 (gene Sorbs1). The record is from RefSeq and is a predicted model, not a curated record. The transcript has 31 exons. The coding region runs from base 305 to 5284 and encodes 1659 amino acids. Gene Ontology annotation, biological process: cell-substrate adhesion. Gene Ontology annotation, cellular component: nucleus; cell-substrate junction; cytoplasm. NCBI's taxonomy places the organism in Eukaryota, Metazoa, Chordata, Mammalia, Rodentia, Muridae. Gene Ontology annotation, molecular function: protein binding.